AGCAGAGACCGUGGAGGAUGAGUGGAAAACUCCCUGUGUUCAACUGUAGCAUGUCCACAGCUGUCACUUCAUCGAUAAAAGGUUGAGAGCAAAACAGCCGAGAUGUCGGCCCGGUACUCCAAGGUCCAGUGGCUGGUCACGCUGAUUGGAAUUUUUUUCUAUUGUCUCGACAUCGGAACAGAUGUUGCACUGGUUGUGCAAUAUUUUCAGGAGGAAAAUUACCUCUGGAUGUCUUUGACUGCUCUGUUUGUUCUGACUGGCAUGGUGGUGACACAGCUUUUCAGCUACUCCUGGUACUUAGAUGACAAAGAAGAUGCCCUGUUCUAUCCCAAAGGAAAAGAAGCCCUCUCUGGAGUGACCGAAGGAGGAGUUAUUGCUCUCCACGUCUUUGGUCUGAGUAUUUUCACAAGGUAUUGUCACCUGCUGUCAAGGAGUUUCAGUGUUGUCUGGAAGGGAAGUUAUGAUCAGGCUGACAACAGUGGAAUUCACCAACAUCUCUUCCGUCUGGCGACUGAUCUGAGCAUGCUCAAACUGUUUGAGAGUUUCCUGGAAAGCGUUCCUCAGCUGCUCCUGCAGACAUAUAUCAAUCUUGGACAUCACGAAAGCUCUGUGGUGCAGUAUGUGUCCAUCGCUUUCUCCUUCUGCAGUAUCGCCUGGGCUCUGGUGGACUUUCGUCGCUGCCAGAAGAGAUCUCAGCCACAGAGCAGGGAGAUGCCGUCAGGGCUGCCAACAAUGACCUACCUCUUCUACAAACUGUUCUCCAUCACCAGUCACAUCCUCAGCCUCAUCCUCCUCCUCACCCUGAGCACCUACAGCACAAUAGCUCUGGCUGUUCUUUGGCUGCUGGCGACAAUCUGGACUCACUUUCUCCAGACACAUUUCUGUUCAACCAAAUGUCUUGAGUUCAUCUAUCGCGGCGUCAUCGGAGUCAUUCUCACAUUUACCUUUUUCAACGUCAAAAGACUGAACACCAAAGUACCCAUGACCGUGUAUUACGUCCUGUCGUCCACAAAAAACGUUGCAGCUAUAUUGCUCUUAGGCUUUUUAAAGCCAGAGGCGCAGAAUACUGCUUAUUUUCUGCCAGUAAGCUGCGUGAUCUAUGCUGGCACAGUGUUAGGGAUGCUGUGUCUGUUGGUUUAUUAUCGUUUUUUGCACCAUGUUGGGGAUGCUGAUGAAGUCGAUGGCCCGCAAAUGCAAAACGAAGUCACAACCAGAAUGAGAAACUUUAUGCAAGCUUGA
Messenger RNA from Synchiropus splendidus (mandarinfish), 1239 nucleotides. It is a transcript of the gene xkr9, whose product is annotated as XK, Kell blood group complex subunit-related family, member 9. The transcript has 4 exons. Gene Ontology annotation, biological process: phosphatidylserine exposure on apoptotic cell surface; engulfment of apoptotic cell; apoptotic process involved in development. Bases 103 to 1239 code for a protein of 378 amino acids. NCBI's taxonomy places the organism in Eukaryota, Metazoa, Chordata, Actinopteri, Syngnathiformes, Callionymidae. Gene Ontology annotation, cellular component: plasma membrane. The record is from RefSeq and is a predicted model, not a curated record.